AUCGAAACUCAGUCGUUUCUUUACAUUCCCGGGGAAGUGAGUCCUUAAAAUCCACUCGAACGAUCGGCAACAAACUUUUUUCAAAAAUUCUAUUUUAGUGAGUAAGCGCGACUUGGGUAAACAAUUAAAAAAUAGAAAGAGGAGAGAGUGUUCAAAAGAUAUGGAGGAACAAAACGAACGUAAAAGCGAAACCAUACCGGAAUUUUUCGCUGGAAGGAGCGUUUUUAUAACAGGUGGCACCGGUUUUUUAGGAAAAGUCUUGAUCGAAAAACUUUUACGUUCGUGUCCUGACAUAAAGGAAUUAUUUAUAUUAAUGCGACCGAAGAAGAAUAUGUUAAUCGAGGAAAGACUUGAGAAAAUGUUCACACUCCCGCUCUUUGAUAAACUCAGAGAAAUCAAUCCUUCUGCUUAUAAGAAAGUAAUUCCUAUUAAUGGCAAUGUAACAGAAAAAGAUUUAGGAUUAGAUCCGAUCGAGAAACAAGUACUUAUCGAUAAAGUAUCUAUAAUAUUUCACGUUGCUGCGAACGUUAGAUUCGACGACAGUUUACGGACAGCUAUUUUCUCCAAUACGAGAUCGACUAGGGACCUUUGCAUACUGGCGAAAAAUAUGAAAAAAUUAGUGGCUUUCAUUCACAUCAGCUCGACCUAUGCCCAUUGCGAUAAGUCCUGCGUAAAUGAAACAAUUUAUCCAGCAGAAAUCGAUUGGAGAAAAACUAUAGACAUGGCAGAAAACGUCGACGAUCAUAUAUUGAGAAUUUUAACUGCAAAAUACAUAGGAUCGUUACCAAACACAUACAUCUUCUCAAAGAAGUUGGCCGAAAAUGUGAUAGAUGAUUUUUCUGAUCAAUUGCCUUGCGUUAUUAUUAGACCGUCGAUAGUUAUAACGACCAAGGACGAUCCAAUACCAGGAUGGGUAGACAAUUAUAAUGGUCCAGGAGGUUUGAUGGUUGGUGGUGGAAAAGGAUUAUUAAGAAUACUUUACGCAGAUCCAAAGAAAGAGUUAGAUUAUAUACCCGUCGAUAUCACUAUCAAAUGUUUCAUAAUAUCUGCCUACAUUCGAGGACAAACGACGGUAACGGCAAAUCCAAAGCCCAUGGUCUACAAUGCUUCGUCGUACAACAUAAAGAAGCUCUCUAUACAAGACGUCGUUACUCUGUCUUUAGAAGUGAACCAAAAGAAUCCAUUGGAAAAUGCCAUAUGGUAUCCAAAUUUGUCGAUUACUUCAUGUUAUAUAUAUUAUUACAUCAACGCCCUUCUCUUCCAAAUAUUGCCGGCCUUGAUCUUAGAUCGAAUGUUGAAAUUUGCCGGACAUAAACCAAUGGUACUGAAACUGCAAAGGAAGGUCUUCGUUUCCAACAUUUCCUUGUGUUACUUUAUGAUGAACUAUUGGAAAUUCUAUAACAACAAUAUGUUCUCACUAGUAUCGAAAAUACCCGCCGUGGAUAAAGGAAAUUUCGGAUUCAAUUACUUUGAAUACAACAUACAUGAUUUCUUACUAAUUUCUUUAAGGGGAGGUAAGCAGUAUUUGCUGAACGAGGAUAUGAAUAAGGUCGAUGAGAACUUGCGCGCGCUAAACAAAUUAUGGUGGAUCGACAAGAUAAGCAAAGCUUGUUUCCUCCUCUUGUUUUCGUGGGUCUUUGUCAAAAUGGGACUGCAUAACUAUUUGAUGAACACGAUGUACUCGCUCUAAGACGACGGCUUUACGUUCCACAAAGUUUAGAAAGCAUCGGUUUUAUUGGUUAUAAUUACUAUAUGGGAAUCACAAUAUGGGAAUCAAAACAGUCAACAUUUUGUUCUACUUGGCAUGCAGAUAAUUGGAAAAGUUCUUUUUUGAAUCCGUAUUCUUUGGGUAAAUAAAUCGAGUUCGAAGAAA
Molecule: messenger RNA, 1873 nt
Organism: Vespula pensylvanica (western yellowjacket)
Lineage: Eukaryota; Metazoa; Arthropoda; Insecta; Hymenoptera; Vespidae
Product: fatty acyl-CoA reductase 1-like
Exons: 10
Coding region: 161-1690 (509 amino acids)
Biological process (GO): long-chain fatty-acyl-CoA metabolic process
Cellular component (GO): peroxisome
Molecular function (GO): alcohol-forming very long-chain fatty acyl-CoA reductase (NADP+) activity
Source: RefSeq, a predicted model, not a curated record